CACUGUCUGAUGAAAGCGAGGUCGUAAGUUCCAUGGUUCCAACAGCUAACAGCGAACUAACGGUUGUUUCAGAGAUACUACGUGACUACGUCACGGCAGCUACGUCGUCUGGAGGCCAAGACUCGAUCUCCAGUGUUCGCCCAUCUCACGGAUGUAGCGAGCGGAGCAGUCGUCCUGAGGUCGGCGGGUGCUUCAGCGGUGAGACACGCUCUGCAGCAAGCCGCUGGACUUCUGGACUCCAAUCUCAAGCUGGCGUUCGCCGCAACACGGCCAGCAGGUGGCUUGGAGUCCGGAUGGUGGCGCUGGGUGUCACGAUUGUCGGGGUUGCCAGUUCCCUGAGUGUUGUGUUCAGACGAACACUGACCAGCGGGGUCGUUGGACUGACCAUCUCCUACGCUUUAGAUGUUACGGAAAAUCUCAACUGGUUAGUGCGCAUGACUGGUGACCUGGAAACAGACGCUGCAUCCAUUGAACGCAUCGAUGAAUACAGUCGACUGGCGUCAGAAGCCAACAGCCACUGCACGCUGCAGCCUGCGCCAUGCUGGCCACUGCUCGGGCGGAUACAGUAUCUGAAUGUCACUGCUAGCCACUCUCCUCUCUCGCCUCCAGUGCUCAGGGGCCUCAACUUCACCAUCCAGCCCGGGGAAAAGGUUGGUCUGGUAGGACGAACUGGAGCAGGGAAGACAUCUCUAUGGAGCGUUCUGAUUGGUCUGCUCACGCCCACAGGUGGCGCUGUUGUGAUCGACGGUCUGGAUGUGUGUACAGUCCCCAUCCACGUACUUCGCAGUCGAGUAGCAGUCCUUCCUCAGGAACCUUUCGUGCUGGAAGGUUCCAUCAGACUGAACCUCGACCCUACAGGUCAAAUCAACGACGAGCAAAUGUGGGAGGCACUGCGCAAAGUGCGACUAGCCAAGCACAUCAGGUCACUGCCUAAAGGUCUGGAUACUCAGUGCCAGUCCGAUGGUAGUAUUUUCAGUACUGGUCAGAAGCAGCUCCUGUGCUUGGCCCGCUUGCUGCUGCGUCCAGCAAAGAUCGUGGUACUGGACGAGGCGACGUCCUCCGUGGACGCCAAGACUGCCGCGGUCAUCGAUCAGACUCUCAUCCACGCAUGCGCCAAACGCACUGUCCUGGUGGUGGCUCACCGGCUUAGCACAAUAUUGAACUGCAACAGAGUUAUUGUGCUCGACAAAGGCAGCGUGGUAGAGAUGGACACCCCAGCACGACUCAUGGCCAACCCGCUCUCGUUCUUCUCUCGUCUGGCGGCCAGCAGUGGCCUGAUGAACCCCCAGAGUUCGCAUCCAAGACAACUUGUCGCUCCAUGAUUUCCCCAGUACUCAGCGACAUCUAGGGGUAGGGUGCCGGAAGUUCCCUAGUCACCAACACUAGACAGACCCAUAGCAAAUGGUGAACGUAUCCUGCGAUAAGUUGGCCACCACUGGCUCUACGAGCUACAACUGUUUCAACUGUAUUGCUGACUGCGGUAUUCAGAAAUUCCCUAAACUGGAGCGAGCUAAUAAACAUAUCCUCUUGUGCUCAUAUUUAUCAUAUUCAGGUGUAAAUACUCCUUCUGUUUCUCUUAACUUGUGUUCUUGAAAUUUGUAUUCAUGAUAAUAUAUGUAUUCAGCUCUCAUGUGUAUUAGAAAUAAAAACACUACAAAUAAAUACUCUGCUUGAAACUUUUGAAUAAGAUUUAAUUUUGCCUAUAAGUUCUCGUACAAAGUGUUACUGAUCGUGGACUGGAAAUGAUUUAAUAUUGCAUUGUCACCGUAAAAUGAUCAACGUGAAAAUUUCAGACCUGUAGGAUGAUAGGAAGUAGUUGAAUAUCAGUUAC
This is a messenger RNA of Pomacea canaliculata, 1831 nucleotides long. RefSeq names its product canalicular multispecific organic anion transporter 1-like. The coding region runs from base 33 to 1322 and encodes 429 amino acids. The transcript is spliced from 8 exons. Gene Ontology annotation, cellular component: membrane. NCBI's taxonomy places the organism in Eukaryota, Metazoa, Mollusca, Gastropoda, Architaenioglossa, Ampullariidae. The record is from RefSeq and is a predicted model, not a curated record. Gene Ontology annotation, biological process: transmembrane transport. Gene Ontology annotation, molecular function: ATP binding; ATP hydrolysis activity; ATPase-coupled transmembrane transporter activity.